AUGAGACGGUUCAGGGGCGUUUGGGAUAAUAAGGCUGUGCUGAUUGAUCAAAAGAUGGAGUUGGAGACCGGUCGUUGCCAUGUUGUUGUUGCUGUUGUUGUUGGCGCAGCCGCAACAACUUUGUCACGGCUUCUCUUAGGUAUUUCACUGUGCGGUCUUAUCAUUGAAAUCCUCCCUUCACUUUGGCAAGCAAUUAGAUCCAUGUCAUCUGCAAAGCUUUUUGUCGGAGGAAUUUCUUAUAGCACUGAUGAUAUGAGUCUGCGAGAAGCUUUUGCUCGCUAUGGAGAAGUAAUUGAUGUGGUCCGAAGAAUCCAAUAUGACAGUCAUAGAGUGGCUACUUGGAGCGAUGAAUCGCUUUUGUCGCAGAUUAGAUUCCCUCACAUUUACGUUUCUAAAACACCUUAA
Molecule: messenger RNA, 405 nt
Organism: Sphenostylis stenocarpa
Lineage: Eukaryota; Viridiplantae; Streptophyta; Magnoliopsida; Fabales; Fabaceae
Source: the annotation of a GenBank genome assembly